AUGACUGACGACAUUUGCAGCAAGUAAGAGCGCAGACCCCAAUUGGUGCAUUCUGUGCAGCAGCGUUCUGCAGAGUUCACCGUCACGUCAGAUUGCAUCCGGGUGCACCCGGCAGCCGCCCGCACGGAAACCCUAGUCUCACUGAACUGUUCGAAUACAGUCGGUACCGUGUUACCCUAAACUGUUCUGUAUUCGAUACCGUGCCCGCAAAACAGUUUCCGGUAGUAUUUUGUGAAGCGAUGAUGAGUUGGCAUCGAUAUCUUCUUAUCGUUCUCUGUCUAAUUGCUAGUCUUGACAGCAGAAAAUUAACGAACGAGGAGAAUGAGAAGCGAUUGGAACAGUGCGGAAAAGUGCACAGACGUAUGUUUCCUGAAUCUUUCUCCAAGACAAUGGUACUGUUGCAGCGAAAGUGUUCAACGGAAGAGAGGCGGAUACGGAAGAGGCGCCGUGGUCCGUGCAAGUUUCGACUCCGAACGGCUCGUGCACCGGCACUCUUCUCUCCCCCAGACAUCUCAUUUCGACAUCCCAUUGCAUCGCGAAACAUGACGAAUCGGUGAAGAAGUGGAUGAAUAUCACUUUGAAGAAGACUUACUUCGAUAGAAGCACGUGCACUUCACAUGGGUGAGUCGGACAGUUUUUUAGGGAGGACCGCUCUUGCAUUACAGUAACCUAGUGAUCAACGAAGUGUUGGCCAGCAAAGUGACGGUGUAUCGGAACAAAACCCUCGUGGGCAGGGCCAAGUUUGUGAGUUGACCGUCUUUCGCCUCCCGAUGAUGAUUGUCCUUUCGAUUGUGCUCUUCAAUUUCUGUCGGAUCGCCCCUGGAGAGUAUUAUUUCGAGUACGCAGACGAUUUUAUGGUAGUCGAGUUGGCGGAUGACGUGGAAUACUCUCCGAUUCUCCAACCGGCUUGUCUUGCCAGUCAGACUUGUGGCAUUGAACAUUGCGAGUAAUUAAUUGCAGGGGAUAUCACUGACAACAAAGCCGGCACUGUUCUCGAUUUCUUCGGAUUCGGACAGAAUCGUCAGUAUUUUUCCGUCUAUCUAUUAUUACAAACGCACUUGUUUUCAGCCAAUCCAAACGAGAAUACAACUUCGAGCACCGGUGGAGUUCUGAGACACGAGAAGGUGAAAGUGCGGGAGAUGAACCCGAAGGGCACGUCGAAGCGCAUGGACUCGCGCCUUUUCUACACGAGAAGCGUCACUGAGACCUCGAUUGUCUGCCCGGUACUCUAAUAAUCCUCAACUUCCUCAGUCUAUGGAGCAAUUUCAGGGAGACAGUGGCGGCGGAGCUGUGCGGAAGAUCGACGGAAGGAUUACGGUAGUUGGAGCAUUGAUGAGAAGUGCUUUCCAGAUGAAAACGACCUGUGAAAGUAUUGUUUCUUUCAGCUUCUUGUCAAUACAUGAACAGAGGGAAGGAUGCAUUGGAAGUCCACGCAUCCGCAGGAUAUUACGCAGAGGACAUCUGCAAGUACACGGGAAUCUGCACUCCGCCCCGGGAACAAACUUCAUCCGGGUCCAUCUUAUCUUCAAUUUUUAUUUCAUUUCUGAUAAUUUCCAUGUUAUUCCUAUGAAUUCACAAACUACCCUCGCUCAUUAUCAUUGAUCUUCGAAUCUUUUGAACACAGACUUUCACGCCAGCACAAAUAAAAGAGCAGCCGGCAGGAGGUAUGAUCAAUUUAAACUCGAAAUGAAAUCCUUCUUCCUCUUCGCCUAACUGCUCUUUCUCGCCGCUUCUCUCGAACCGUCCUGGCUCAAAAUGCUUUCGGUUGUUAUUCAUUCGAGAACACUUUCUUUUUCCAGAUCAUCAUCGCACCGACCACCAUCACUUUGACGGCGCGAAAGAUAUUGAGCACCGAACUGCUCAAUAUCUUUCUUUAUUCUCAGGAUUUCAGCCUCUGGAACCCAUAUGUCCGGAUCUCUGUGGAUUGGAUUGGAACAGACUCCGGCGUGCAUCGGACAGAGACUCACGGUCACUUGCAAUCAGAACAAUUCUGAAAGCCUUUGA
Caenorhabditis sp. 36 PRJEB53466 is the source of this 2004-nucleotide messenger RNA. NCBI's taxonomy places the organism in Eukaryota, Metazoa, Nematoda, Chromadorea, Rhabditida, Rhabditidae. The record is from the annotation of a GenBank genome assembly.